AUGGAGGCAACUGCGACUUGGUCUACUUUGAGACAGCGGAGGAGGAGAUCAGCGCCUAAGUUCCCUGGCAGACCUCGUCAUAAUCUGACUCGUAGGCAAAGCCCUGCACCACCGCCCGCAAAGGAAGAGGAGGCAGAGGAAGCAGACGGGGAACAAGAGGCCGGCGGCAACCAAGAAGAGGAAGAGGAUGAGAACGAGGAGGCCAAGCCUAAUCAGCCCGCCGAUCAACAGAAGGAACAGGAAGAAGAGGAAGAGAAGGAGGAGGAGGAACCUGCAAACGGCGCAGCCAAAGAGGCCGAGAGCGACUCAGAAGCGGGCGGUCAAGCCGGCGCAGCAUCAUCAGCAAGCGACUCCGACGCACCACAACCGGGCGCGCCGGCCGGCCAGUCCUCGGACUCGAGCAGCGACUCAGAACAAGAGCAACCGCCGCCAGCGGUACCGCCGCCGCCAGGAGCAACUCCGGCCCCUCCUCCGAGUGUACAGCCGCCUCCAGCCGCACCAUCUCUCCCGCCUCCGGCAGCUCAAGGGUCUCCGAUCCCAUCGGCAGUCCUGAACCCGGUGUUGCCGGCAAGCUUGCCUCCCGCAAGAGGCUUCAUCACUCUUGUCCCCGGAGCGCCGCCUCCAUCUAACCCACCGCCUCAAGAAGCUCCUGCGCAACAACCGGCCCCGGCCGUGACACCGUCGAACCCUCCUGCUCGCCAACCGCAAAAUCCUCCGCCUGCCAGUCAGUCUUCGGCACCGCCAUCACCGCCUCCUCCACCCGCCGCCGAAACUACUCCUUCAAUGAAUCUGCCCCCACCGCCGGUCGAAAACGCGGCGUCUGGAACUCCACAGCCAGAACUUCUCCCACCAAGCUCGCAAGUCGAGGCUUCCAACGCGCCAUCAGCAUCAGCUGCGCCUGCUGAUGGCACAGACCGCGGAUUUGCCAUCGGAGUCUCCUUCGCCGUUGUCGCCAUCAUCGGACUGCUCAUAGGCGCAGUAAUCUUCGGCGUAAAGCGCUACAAGAGGAAGAAGAAGGUCGCUGCCGUAGCAACAAACAUGACACAAAAUACGUCACCAGGGGGUAACGGCUUCGUCGCACGCGAAUCAGCCAUCCUGCGUCAACCGAAGCGCAGCACCCGCGAGAUGGAGCGCGCCAUGGUCACAACCUUCAGACAGACCAAGAUUGCGAACCGGACCACCAAGGAGAUGGAAGAACAGAUGAUGGAGCAGUUCAAGACCGACAGAGCAUCAAAGAUGGAUGCUUCAUCCGCGAGACCUCUUCCGAACCCCCCAACAGCAAACGCGGCUCCGCCUCUUCCCAGCAUGCCCAGCAACAACGAUCCUAUUGGAAGUACGAGGAACAUGCAAACGGAGAGCUUUUACUACGAAAAGUCCAUCAAUGAGCCGGUGGUCCCCGCGCCCCUGAGGAUCAGCACGGCGCAACGCCGGCCGCCGACGGCGAUUUCCACGGCGAGGGUGCCGUACCCUGCUUCCACUUAUGAUAUGUACCAGGAAGUAGGACAGGGUCCGUACCGGGAAUCUAUCAAUAUUGGAUACCAGCCCAACAAUGGCUAUCGACCAUACAACCCGGACAACUUUUACCGACCGCAGCCGGGUCAGCUACCCCGAGCGGAGAGGGGACCUGAUGGACGGUUCUCUCCCGAGAUGGAAUAUCGCGGUUGA
Messenger RNA from Colletotrichum godetiae, 1665 nucleotides. RefSeq lists its product as uncharacterized. Lineage: Eukaryota; Fungi; Ascomycota; Sordariomycetes; Glomerellales; Glomerellaceae. The coding region runs from base 1 to 1665 and encodes 554 amino acids. The transcript has 3 exons. The record is from RefSeq and is a predicted model, not a curated record.